UGGAUGACCCUUCAAAAUAUUUGUCCAAAUCGAAGCUCGUUUUUCCCGAGUCCCAGUUGUCUUGAACGCACUGAAGUAAGGACAUUUCCGAGUUCCGAGUUUACAGUUGUUUUGAACGCGGCAUAUGGAUCGGGCACUCCUUUUUCCCCUGAGACACUCGGGUUUCGACAAAUGGGCGGAAGCAAAUUGGAAGUUUGCUUGAGAUUUCGGGAUGUGAAAAUCAGUCUCGUUUCAUGCUGGCCAUCUACUUGGAUUAUCCACGGUUGUCAGAGCUGUGUUUCCUCCUCCGAGGGAACCUUUCCGAAAAGCAGACUUACUUUUAGCGACCAAUCGCAAUGAUGGACCCUCGGGUGUGCCCACCCUCACUCAACAGCAGCCAAUCAGUGAUGAGCAGUUUGGACAAGUCUCCCGCUGUAUCCAAGGUCGGCCACUCGCGGAAUGGCAGCGCUGGGUCAUCGCGCAACACCCGCCAGUACUCCAGCCACUGGGAGGUGUUGGAAGACCAUAUGGACAUGAGUUCGGGGAUGGGGUCAGGGCUGGACAUGAGCGUCCCUGGUAUCUGUGAGGGCUUUUUGAUGAAGAGGAGGAAGUACCCUAUGAAGGGCUGGCACAAGAGGUACUUCCUGUUGGAAAAAGGAAUCCUCAAGUACUCAAAGACACAGCAGGAUAUCCAGAGAGGAAAGCUCCAUGGCUCCCUGGAUGUUAGCCUCGCUGUCAUGUCCAUCAACAAGAAGUCCAAGCGCAUCGAUCUGGACAAUGGAGACUAUUUAUACCACCUCAAGACCAAGAGCAAUGACUUGUUCUACAUAUGGCUGACCAAGCUGUGUGCCCAUCGUGUCUUCAAGAAGAACGAGGCCCUGGGUGUCCACCAGGGAGUCCUCCAUGCCCUCACUAUGGGCAACAGCACAUUGUUGCCAGCCAUGGCCAGUCUAGCCCAGAGAAACCAAACUGCAAUGCCAGGCAUGGUGAGUGAACAGAGAAACGGGCAUGACGCAGUGCGGUCUACUUCUCGCAGUGCGUACCCUCACUAUGCCAGCUCUGCCUCUGUCUACCAGGCGGAGAUGGAGGUUUCGCCCACAGCACCCCCAGGGGUCAACGGCAAGGUGGCAGCAUGGCUCCAGCAGACCCACCAGUCCGAUACCUGCUCCCAAGAGCUAGCUCGUUCUCAGGCCGACUUGACUGAGUUGGCCCAGCUCAUUCAGAGGCUCAAUUGGCUGGAGAGUGGCCAGAAACCCAUCUCCAACAGUGACCUAGAGCGACGAAUCAAUUUGCAGAAUCUGACACUUAAUAUCCCCAAGGCCAAGAAGGAGAGGAAGACUACGAACAAGAUAUUUGGUCAUUCUCGCACCCAUUCCGGAGUCGAAACCUGCGGCAUGUUUACCUCCAGCCACCUGAGCACAUCGUCCAACCACCUGAGUGUGGAAGCCUCCUCGGUGCCGUCCAUCCCAGACUAUGUGUACUCGCAGCUCUCCAAUCCUCUCAUAACCUCCCCUGAAGCCAAGAAGAUCCAGCAGGACAUUUGUGCUGUGUCCCAAAAGGUUCAUGCGUCUCUCAAAUCCAUCCACGAGGUGCUCGCGCUGGAGCGUGAGCGGGUCCGGCUGGCUUGGACCGGUCCCGACCUACGCUCAUCCACCUCCAAUCAACUGGCCACCCUGUGUAGCACACUGUCUGAGCUGGAGGUGCAGUCUUGCCAAACCAAAGUUCAUUCCCUGUCCCUUUCCUCUGGAUCCACGGAGGGCUCCAAGGAGUCCUACAGCACUGUGCGUCAGGACCAGACGCCCUCUAAGGGUUGCUCUGUGCAGCGCACCCCCUCGCUGGCCGACUCCAUGGCCGAGUACUAUGACGCCAGAGAUGUCAUCGUCUGUGAGAACUCCGAAAACGGCGAUGAGGAGUCUGAUGAAUCCGGGCUAAGUGACGUCACCACCACCAGUAACUCUGAGCCAGACGAGGUCCAUGAGGGAGUAUCACCGGACCAACUGCAAACAAAAGCCUCUGCCACCCUGAACUACCGCACCAGCGUGUCCAGAGCCCCGGACAUGGUCAGCACCGUGCCCACCAACACAGGCCGCCGCACCGUCCUGCCCGCCAAAUGUGUCGACAACAGCCACAUUGGCAUCAUGACCAUCCUGUACAACAACAUUGGCAAGGACCUGUCACGUGUGUCCAUGCCCUGUGGCCUCAACGAACCUCUAAACCUGCUGCAGAGAGUGAGCGAAGAGCUGGAGUACUCUGAGCUUCUGGACAUCGCCAACCACACAGAGGACCCCUUCGAAAGGAUGCUGUACAUUGGCGUUUUCUCUAUCUCUGGCUACGCCUGGGCUACCUGGCGGAACCGCUAUAAGCCCUUCAACCCCGUCCUGGGAGAGACUUACGAGAGCCACCGCAAGGAGCGCGGCUUCCGCUACGUCGCUGAGCAGGUCAGCCACCACCCGCCGUGCUCCGCCGUGCACGCAGAGUCUGAGAACUUCACCUUCUGGCAAGACCAGCAAUGGAAGAACAAGUUCUGGGGAAAGUCUUUGGAGAUCAUCUCCUCUGGUCCAGUGAAUGUAAAGUUGCCAAAAUAUGGGGAUCACUAUGAGUGGAACAAGGCGGUGACCUGCGUCCACAACGUCCUGAGUCAGCAGAGGUGGCUGGAGCACUACGGAGAGGUGACCAUCAGAAACACAAAGAGUGACAUCUGCACCUGCAAGAUCUCCUUCGUCAAGUCCCGCUACUGGACCUCAGAGACGAGUAAGAAUGAGGUGCAGGGCCAGGUUCUGAACCAAGCGGGAGAGGUGGUCCACCGGUUCGGUGGGCUGUGGCACGAGGGCAUCUUCUGUGACACCCUGCCUAACCCAAAGUGCAUCUGGAAGCCCAACCCUCAGGCUGAUGACCACUUCCAGUACUACGGCUUCAGUCGCUACGCCAGGGAGCUCAAUGAGCUGACCCCUGAGCUGAAGAAGGUCCUGCCUCCCUCAGACACCCGCUAUAGGCCAGACCAGAGGAUCCUGGAGGAGGGAGAUGUAGCCGGGGCUGACAGUAAGAAGGAGGAAGUCGAGCAGAAACAGAGGGAGCGACGAAAAGAGCUGGCCAAGAAGGGAGAGGAGCACGUGCCUCGUUUCUUCAGGAAAGAGCUGGAUGCGGCAGGGAAUGAGAGCUGGCUGAGCAACGGAACCUACUGGAAGAUCCGUGAUCAGCCAGGCUUCGCCAACACCAAGAACUUGGAUCUGUGGUGUUGAGUAGACCUGGCAGAGCCUCGUGUCAUUUUGGCUUCAUCAUAGACUAUUACAGGCCAAUGAGCCUACUGAACGCAGAUACUAAAGUUCCACUAAGGAAGAGGAUAAGGGAGUUUUGGCUGCAUGGAUGAUUCAUUCCAGGGUUACUGUCUACCAUGGAGAGAGGAAAUGUCAAGGUGGAGUAGAUGAGGACUACUUUGGAUCUUUUCCUUCAAGUCUGAUGUUCUCACAUUUGAUGCCGAUCCUCCGCACCCCCAGUAACCGCUCUGGUGUCCGCAAAUGUAAACUGCCUUGAAAAUAACCCGAUUUUGAAAUUGGUUCAUGCAUUUUUAACUGCCAAGUUUGCCGCAUUAGUGGUCGGAGAUCCAACAUAGCAUUUUGAAUAAUGUUACCGUGCAUGUUAUAGAGAUGCAUGAUGCUUUUGUCUAUGUAAGAUGUCUAUAUAUUUAAGCACUUAUCGACGUAUAUAUGCAGAUUUAUUUAAAUCAGUUUGUGAUAUCAAAUGCUCACUCCUAUAAAGGGGAAAUAACCAGGGCAGGGGAUUGUUUUUAAGACUGCUGUGGAUUAAUGGGGUUUUAUGGGUAAGAAGGGCUACCUCUUGCACUCGAUGAUCUUACUGUGUUUUUGUAUAUUUAGGUAAUCAUGUGGAGUUGUACUUUACAUCUUGUUUUAAAUGACACAUUGGUAUGUGUCACUGAAUGCCUUCCAUUCGUCUCUUCCUCGCCUGUUAUAAAGAGAACGGGUCGUUUUCUUUUUUUUAAGUUGUUUUCAUUGAUGCUUUUGAGGGUUAUCUUUUCAACCAUGAUUUCGGUUGAUACUGUGAAGUCCUUUUUAUGGCUGUUUCAACAGUGGGUUUUGCGGAAAAGAGAACCGUUGUUACAUUUCAGUGUAAAAACAAUGGGAGGGCUAUAGCGGGAAUCGUCCAAAAUGAAUUGUUUUCUAAUCUAUUAUCAAAUAAAUA
Molecule: messenger RNA, 4176 nt
Organism: Oncorhynchus kisutch (coho salmon)
Lineage: Eukaryota; Metazoa; Chordata; Actinopteri; Salmoniformes; Salmonidae
Product: oxysterol-binding protein-related protein 7
Exons: 22
Coding region: 336-3218 (960 amino acids)
Cellular component (GO): cytosol; plasma membrane; nuclear membrane
Molecular function (GO): cholesterol binding
Source: RefSeq, a predicted model, not a curated record